AUGUCUUCUGAAACUGCUACCUCUACCGUCCCUCAAAUGCAAUAUGUUCGUCUUGGAAAUACAGGAUUAAGAGUUUCUCGCCUCUGUCUCGGCUGCAUGUCUUUUGGUUUAUCCUCUUGGAGCCCUUGGGUCAAAGAAGAAAAAGAAGCAAUUGAAGUGAUCCGUGAGGCUGCAAAGCUUGGUGUCAACUUUUUCGAUACAGCUGAUACUUACUCCAAUGGUGUUAGCGAGGAGAUUCUUGGUAAGGCUAUCAAGGGAAUGGAUAGAUCUCGCAUUGUCAUUGCUACCAAGGUCUUUGGCCCUGUCUUUGAUGAUGUGAACCGUUCUGACCGCACUGGCAUGAAGGAAGACCCUGCUAUGGUAAAUCGUAUUGGCUUGUCUCGAAAGCACAUCUUUGAUGCUGUAGAAGCCUCGCUCAAGCGACUUGAUGUUGAUUACAUUGAUCUGUAUCAAAUUCAUCGCUUGGAUAGGAACACGCCUAUGGAAGAGAUUAUGGAGGCAUUGAAUGAUCUUGUGCGCUCUGGAAAGGUGCGCUACAUUGGUGCUAGUAGCAUGGAUACUUGGGAGUUUCAAAAGCUAAACAGCAUUGCCGAGAAGAACGGAUGGGCUCAAUUUGUGUCAAUGCAGAACUUGUACAAUCUACUGUACCGUGAAGAAGAACGAGAAAUGGCGCCUUACUCUUUGGAUGCAAAGAUUGGCUGGAUCCCUUGGUCUCCACUUGCUAUGGGUGAGCUCACCGGCAAGAACAGGUCCACGACUCGUAGUGGCAGUCGAUUUACCAUGGGCAUGUUCAAAGCAACCAACGAUGAAGUAGCCAACAGCCUCAUCAUUGAUCGCGUUCAAGAAAUUGCUCAAAAGUACAACGUUACCAGUGCUCAGAUUGCCUUAGCCUGGGAGUACACAAAGCCCUACGUUUCCUCUCCUAUAGUAGGUAUCUCUCGUAUUGAACAGUUAAAGGAUUUGAUCCGCUCAUUGGAUGUCAAGCUCACUGAAGAAGAUGUCAAAUAUCUUGAAGAGCCCUACAAUCCCAAGAAGAAGCUCGAUUACUAA
Mucor velutinosus is the source of this 1050-nucleotide messenger RNA. RefSeq lists its product as uncharacterized. The transcript is spliced from 3 exons. Lineage: Eukaryota; Fungi; Mucoromycota; Mucoromycetes; Mucorales; Mucoraceae. The record is from RefSeq and is a predicted model, not a curated record. Bases 1 to 1050 code for a protein of 349 amino acids.